Kalmanozyma brasiliensis GHG001 is the source of this 1092-nucleotide messenger RNA. Its product is annotated as Alcohol dehydrogenase, C-terminal. Gene Ontology annotation, molecular function: oxidoreductase activity, acting on the CH-CH group of donors, NAD or NADP as acceptor. The record is from RefSeq and is a predicted model, not a curated record. The transcript has a single exon. The coding region runs from base 1 to 1092 and encodes 363 amino acids. NCBI's taxonomy places the organism in Eukaryota, Fungi, Basidiomycota, Ustilaginomycetes, Ustilaginales.
AUGUCUUUCUCCAUUCCAUCGCAGCAGACUCAGAUCGUCCUUCGCGAGCGUCCUAAAGCCGCGAUCCAGCACACGCUUGGCGCCAACGACUCGACCUACGAGAAGCGCACCAUUCCCGUGCCUAAGGAGUCCGAGCUCAAGGAUGGCGAGGUGCUCGUCCGCGUCGAGUACGUUUCGCUCGACCCCGCCAUGCGCGGCUGGUUGCGCGAUGCACGAUCCUACCUUCCUCCCGUUCAGAUCGGCGAGGUGAUGCGUGCAGGUGGUGUCGGUGUCGUCGUCGCCUCCAAGUUUGCCGGCCUCAACAAGGGUGAUCAGGUUAGCGGUACACUCGGCUGGCAGCAGUACGCCCAGGUGCCCGGCAAGAGCGUAGAGAAGCGCACCAUUCGGGAAGGUAGCAACCUGCUCGACUACCUUGGUCCUCUCGGAUCGAGUGGUCAAACAGCUUAUUGGGGCAUCCUAGACGUCGCUGCGAUCAAGAGCGGCGACGUUGUUGUUGUCACGGGCGCCGCCGGCUCCGUCGGCAGCAUCGUCGUCCAGAUCGCCAAGCUCAAGGGCUGCAAAGUCAUCGCCGUCGCCGGCGCAGACGACAAGUGCGAGUGGCUCAAGUCCUCCCUGGGCGCAGACGAGGCGCUCAACUACAAGUCGCCCGACUUCAAAAAGACCUACCGCGAGAUGGUCACCAAAAAGUACGGCUACAUCGACGCCAUCUUCGAGAACGUCGGCGGUGAGAUCCUCGACAUGUCGCUGCUCUGCAUGAAGCCUCACGCCCGCAUCGCCCUCUGCGGCGCCAUCUCGGACUACAACAACCCCAAACCCGACGGGCUCAAGAACUACCAGACCAUCAUCGCCAUGCGCAUCAAGCUCCAGGGCUUCAUUGUGUUUGACUACGCAAAGAGGUACGCCGAGGCCGAGGAGCAGAUGAGCAGGUGGAUGAACGAGGGCAAGCUCGCCAGGAAGUUCCAUGUGGUGGGCGAGGAGCUGGACGCUAAAGCGAGGGAGCAGGGCAAGAGUCUCGAGUUGGCCCCCAAGGCGCUCGUCGAUCUGUUCGCCGGCAAGAACAGCGGCAAGAUGGUCGUCAAGGUCGCCGCUUGA